Messenger RNA from Sclerotinia borealis F-4128, 993 nucleotides. The record is from the annotation of a GenBank genome assembly. Lineage: Eukaryota; Fungi; Ascomycota; Leotiomycetes; Helotiales; Sclerotiniaceae.
AUGUCAGCAGCGAAAAGAACCAUAGACUCGUUUUUCAAACCGCCAGCAAAAAAGCUUCGAGUAUCAGAAUCGGCGACUCUAGAAGAGAAGCCAGUAGAUGAAGAGCCGGAACGCGAAUUUACGCGUCACUCAACAUACCCAUUUCCAAUACCGUGUUUUCCCUCAUCUAUAUCUUUGGAGCUGUCAUCUCUCCCAUCCACGAUUGGCAAAGAGAUAAAUAAUCAAGCGGAUUUAGAUCUUCUUUACUUCGAGCCUUAUAUUCCUAAAUAUCUCGAGCGUCAGGUGUUCCAAUUUCUUCGUUUAGAGUUGCCUUUCUAUCGUGUGGAAUAUGAUAUCAAUAGAGGGGGUAUAUCAACACAUAUCAAAACUCCAAGAUGGACCACAGUUUUUGGUCUCGAUGAGACAUCCAAGUUCAAUGAUAUUGGGGAAGUCAUCGAUGUCAAUAGCAACAAGAAAAUCGAAAAAGAGAGAUAUUAUACCAAAUAUCCCCCUCGACCAAUCCCCAAAUGUUUAGACGAUUUACGACUCUCCACCGAAGCUGCAACGGGUUGCAAGUUCAAUUUCUGUCUCGUCAACUAUUAUGCCUCCGGGUCAGAUUCGAUCUCAUACCAUAGCGACGACGAAAGAUUCUUAGGUCCUCUACCAGCUAUUGCAAGUUUCUCGCUUGGAGCAAGGAGAGAUUUUCUCAUGAAGCACAAACCUAUCCCACCAAAUGAUAAUUCUCCUCCUCCGCCGGAAACAAAACCUGUUAAGCUGCCACUUGCAAGCGGGGACAUGAUAUUGAUGCGAGGGAGAACACAAGCAAAUUGGCUCCAUUCCAUUCCAAAACGAACAGGAAAGAAUGCAGAUGAUGGGGGGAGAAUCAACAUUACCUUCAGACGUGCUAUGACAAAAGGUGGGACGGAAAACUACUACAAUUAUAACGUCGGCACUGGAACUAUGUAUAAAUGGGAUAACAUCCUGAAAGAAAUGAGAAUAUGGAAAAAAUCAUAA